Molecule: messenger RNA, 1273 nt
Organism: Durusdinium trenchii
Lineage: Eukaryota; Dinophyceae; Suessiales; Symbiodiniaceae
Source: the annotation of a GenBank genome assembly
CGCAAAGACCGUGGAUAGACAAGUCUUUGUGAACUGACGCUGAACUGCUACCCUCGCAACGCAAGGUGAGAGCGUUUUCACGUCGCUGGGAGUUUAGAUGUUUUGCUUGACAUGUCCACUGUUACUGUGGGUUGCACGUGGCUGUGCAGUUGUAAUUACUCCUUUAUAGGAGUUGCUACCUUUUCAACAUGACUUUUUCGCCACAGCCAUUUGGGCUGGAUAUUCAAAAACUGUGCGAGAACCUGUCACAUCAGCAUUGCAAUGGCUUUGCUGAAGUCCAUCGCACUCCUCGCACUUUCGUUCGGCAAGGUAUGGUCUUUGGCACCAGGAGAUUGUGCUUUCGUUGGCAUCUAUGGCGAGAAGGAUGACUUUGCCAUCCUCUUGAUGGAGGAUGCUGAUGGUGAGCAGAUCUCCCUGACUGACGGGAAUUUCAAAGACAAGGACUAUCAGAACAGCCAGCGUGCCCAAGCCAAAGCCCAUGUGAAGGAUGCUGUGAAGGGAACAGUCUUGAGGAAGUCUGACUUCCAGACGGAAGAUGGCUGGUCCUUCGCUGCUCCUUUGGCCCUCACCGUCUUCAAGGGAAGCCCAUCGUCCCCCACGGCCUUGUGUGGUGUCAGCUUGGAUGGGAAAGCUGGCAACAUGAUGGCUCGCAGGUUGGAUGAUGAGGUGGCCGCCCUGAAUCUGGGUGAAACUGAGACCGCCCAAUAUGCUGGUUUGAUGGUUGGCAGCAAGGAAGAGCUCUUGGACGGCAUCAGCAACCCAAUGAACUGGUUGCGAGAUGCAGGAGCUCUUCGCAAACUCUCGAGCUUCAGCAUCGCAAUGGGCCAAAACAGCACCACCAGCAUGACCACGAGCUCCAUGCCGGACAACACCACAGAGACGACUGAGACCACCAGCAUGGGUACCACAGAGGAAGACGAUGGUGCAGUGCAUGCGUCUGCUUGUGGCUUGAUCCUCGCUUUGGCGCCGUGGUUUUGGUAAAGCAAAUCAUUGAGAAGUUCUGAGUGUCAGACUGCCGAAGCUUUGAGUGAAGAGGUGUUGGUCAGUGUCUAUAGGGCCUAGGGAUUCUUGGCAGCAAAGACUUCCAAGACCCAGUCUACCUUAUUUUUGAAGACUAAUCUUACGAAUCUUAGGGGAUCAUUGGAUCUUUCCAGUUUGUUUCUUUUUUUCGUGGCCUAUGAGGUGGAUAGUUGAAAUUCGAUCGGCUUGCCAGAGCCCACAUGCUAGGGAUAGUGUUGGUGUCGAAUGGCCUGGGUGGGGCAAGCUAAGCGUG